Sclerotinia borealis F-4128 is the source of this 1128-nucleotide messenger RNA. The record is from the annotation of a GenBank genome assembly. Lineage: Eukaryota; Fungi; Ascomycota; Leotiomycetes; Helotiales; Sclerotiniaceae.
AUGGCGACAGUUAGUAGUAACUCUUCAAACAAUGCCAUUGCUGUGGCUGGAUUCCCAGCAGGAUAUCCAACCAGCGACACAUCCAGAAAGACAAAGCUUCCACCAAAACCCGAAAACUUACCGCAUCCCGAAUAUGUCACGCCAAGAGGUGUAUCUCCCUUGAUAUCUGUACCAAAAGCAGGGUUACAAUAUCCCAAUUAUACGCCUUUUAAACUCCCCGACCUAGUUGAACAUCCUUUCGUUGAUAGAGGAAUCGAUUCAGAUCCAAAAAAGAGCAAACUUCUGGGAGCAGCAUCGGAAAUAAAGCAUCUAACCCCAGCUAUUGGAACUGAGCUCGUGGGGAUUCAGCUCACAUCUCUCGAUGACACGCAAAAGAAUGAACUCGCCCGCUUGGUGGCAGAACGAGGAGUAGUGUUUCUGCGAGAUCAAAAAAUGGAUGUUCAUGAACAGAUAGAAUUCGGAUCUUAUUUUGGAGAACUUCAUAUCCAUCAGAUGGCGGGGAUCAUACCUGAUUUGCCAUGGGUUCAUCCAAUUCAUAAAGACGAAACUGCCAAGAAUGGUAGAUCACAUCAAAUAUGGCAUUCGGAUGUGAGUUAUGAGAUUCAGCCACCAGGACUGACAUUUUUGAGAAUGGACACCCUUCCAAGGGCUGGACCUGAUGGAUAUGAAGCUGGCGGUGAUACAAUAUGGGCGAGUGGUUAUGGUAUCUAUGAAUCACUAUCUACAAUCCUAAAAGGCAUUUUGGAAACUCUGGAAGCAAAACAUAGUGGCCUUGAACAAGCCGAGAAAGCACUUAAAGGUAAUGGAUGCCUUCGAAGAAAUCCUAUUGAGACAAUACACCCAGUAGUGAGGACACAUCCAGUAACUGGACAAAAAACUUUAUAUGUGAAUGAAAACUUUACCAAGGAGAUUGUUGACGUCGAAAAGCGAUUCAGCGACUCACUUCUUGAUUUCCUCAAUCGAACCGUUGCUGAGGCAUACGAAUAUCAAGUGAGAUGGAAAUGGACCACCAAUGCUGUCGCGAUAUGGGAUAAUCGCGCUACUUUCCACACCGGAAUAUUUGACUACUAUCCUCACCUUCGACAUGGUUUGCGUGUUGCCACUCAAGCAGAAAAGCCCACCAAAUGA